UCAAACUGAAUUGUAUUCGCUAAUCAAUAUUAUUAUACAAGUAUGUACCGUUCUUUCUGUUCGUUAUGUUUGAAUUUGUUUCACCAUUUAAAUAUUUGUUUGCAGAGUUUUUGAAGUUGGGUAAAAGAAAAUGAUUACAAAAAGAUCUAUGUAUUUAUAAUUCAUCAUUGGUAUUUGAAUUGUACGGUUGAACUACUGAACAUAAUUUUCAAAGUUUUAAGUAAGUUCAUUUGUACUUAACAUUGUAAUAAUUCAUUGUAUUAAUAAUAAUAAUUUUUAACACAGUGUUGCUGGUGAUGACUUAUUAAGUGCCAAUAGAUAAGAGUUUGAUUAUUAAAUCAUAAUAAGUUUUUUUUUUUUUAUUAUUCACCUAACUAAGGGCAUAAGGAAAUGAAAAGUAUUUUAAAUGUAUACCUUAAUAUGAAAUUAGUCUUGAUAUACUGAGUGAUUCAUUUUUAUAGAGCAGCGGACAUAUACAAUUAUGUUAAUUUUGUUCAUUAUUAUGUAUAGUAUUUGAUAAUACGAACGUAUUGUUUCUGCUGUUUCUACAAAUAUUCAGAUAGUUAUAAAAGAAGCUGCAAAUAUAUAUAAAUUCAUAAGUUAAAAAUAAAUAAUAUCUAUAAAUCUAUAUACAUAUAAAAACGAAUCCCUUUUUUCCUUGGUCAUUGCAUCAUGUGAGAACGGCUUUGUCGAAUACAAUUUUUUGUAAAAUUGUCCUCAUUGUUCGGAAAAGGUUAAUUGAAGCUAUUGAAGUUCACCCUAUAUUGAAUGCCAUCCCCUAAAUUCAGGUUAUAAAUAAUUUUAGUUCAGAAAUUAAUUUUUUUUUUUUUUGAAUUAGAGAAAUUACGUGUCUGGUAACAUGAAUAACAAAAAUAUGAAAUCCAUGUAUUGGUGUGGGGGUAUCUAUGAAAAAAUAUAUUUAUUCAUUUCUUAGUAUAUGGUAUAUUCUAUCUGAACAUUUAUCCAGUUUUUGUUUUGUUGAGUGAGUUUUUUGAGAAGUGUUUGUUCAUUGCAAUUUGGUUGAACAAAAUGCCACCAAUUAGACAUACCAACCAGAAUUUUCAGAGGUUGCAUUUGAGAGGAAUGUGUGGUGGUGAUGAAAUAAAUGUUAAAUGAUAAUAUAUUUUUUUUUUGUAUGGUUGCUAUUGGUUUCAGAUUAAUAUAAUAGUAUAUUGGUUACUAUUUGUUAAUCGACCAUGUUUUUUGAUUUGUAUUAUUUGUUUUCAAUAAUAUAUUUAGUAAAAAUUGUAAUGAUGACUUAGAUUUGAACUUGAUACCAUUGCAUUAAUAUUAUAAACAUUGUCUUUAUAUACUCUAUAGACAAAAAUGUAAAAGGUUGAUCAAAACGUAUUUAUGGUAAUUAAUAAUGCACAAGAUUGCAAAUAAAAUCUAUAAAAUACUGUCUGCUUGAAUGUAUGGUUCUUACUAGCUGGGGAGCUGGAGAAAUGGUCUUACCAAUGAUAUCAACUAAUCUACCAUUCCAGUUUAAAUAGCUCAAAUUUCCCAUGAAACUAUGUUUUUCAAUGACCAUAAAUAAGGCACAAGGUCAAACAUUAAAUGUUGCUGGUUUAGAGUUUAGACCUAACUGUUCAAUUGUUUUCCUAUGAUCAAUUGUACAUAGCUCUAUCACAUGUCACAUGUAAAAAAAAAUUGUUGGCCCCAGAAGUUGAGACACUUAAUGUGGUGCAACCAGAAAUAUUUAAUGCUUAAGACAAACAGUAAUUUAAAAUUUAAAAAUAUAUCCCAUAACAGAAUACUUUUAGUCUGCCAAAGGUGGACUACCCACUUUACACUUAAUUGUUUUUAUUCAUAACUGAUACUGUUAAAACCAAAACGGAAUAUGGGUAAAAAGAUAAUAAAAUUUGGCAUGGGCAAGGCUGAGCAAAACAGCUGGUUUAAUUUAAAAAUUGGGUACUUAAUUAAAGUUAUAACAACAUUCACAAGUUGUAUGAAGUGUGAUAUUAAUAUUGGUUCAAAUAAUAUAAAAAUUAUCUAUUUGUGUUAUUUAAUUUAGGACUAAUUUAUUUAUUUUAUUUAUUUAGAUUAUUUUUUUAGAUUAUUUAUUUAUAUUUAUAUUAAUCCGUUAUCACUUUUUUUUCUUUUUUUUUUUUAUUACAUUCCUUUAUUACUUUUUUGUUGUACACCAAUAUGCCACAUGCAAUAAAAAACAAAAAUAAUAACAGAUCUAGGACUUAGAUAAUUUCAAAAUUUUAAACUGGUAAUUUAAAUACAUUUUAUAUAUUGUUAAUUGUUGAUUUAGUCAAUGUUUUCAUAGUAACCAAUCAUCAUAUGUUUUGGAUUCUGAGUGAAGCGAGGGAUCUAUUGGUCUUACUAUGAUAUGGUACUCUUUGAUUUUUUUAUCAGUAAACAAAUUUUCUCCUAGAAAUCUUGCUUUAAACAAAACAUGAUUAGAGACUGCUCAGUGCAGUCAAAUAAUGAAUCAUGUGGAACAGUUUUCAAUUAUUUACUCUUUGAUAACAAUUUAGGUACCUUUCAAGUUUUUAUAGUUAAUUAUAAUGCUAUUCAAAAUAUGUAAUAAUAAUAGUAAUGUAGAAUUUUAUUAAUUUGAAUUAUAAAAACUCAUAAGGCUCACUAUCUUACAAUUAUCACUGCACUUGGAGCAAGAAACUGGUAGGUGUGCCUGUGAAACAUAAAAACUUUUCUUGAAAUGUGCUCCAAUAUUCCAUAUUAUGGAACAUAAAAAAUGUGUACCCAGUGUAUCCCGUGCAGUCAUGUGGAAAACGCUAUUAGUUUUUUCUAUAUUCAUUGCAGAAGGAACACUUUUCUAUAAUAAUAGCUGUAUCACCUACAACUUCACCCAAGUGCAGUUCACAUGUCUGUACAGUCUAUUUAAUGUACCCCAUAUAUUUUGGUCCAAAUGAGUACCUACCAGGAACCACCUGUUGUGAAACAUUUUUGACAUUCUAGGGAAUUUCCCAUUUUGGUCGAUAAAUCACCAACCUUUAAACUCCUAAUUAACCUUUUCUUUCUCCCCUCCUUCACCAUUAGAAUAUAUUUCAACCUUGCUUAAGAAUUUCAUUUUAUGCUUAAAAUCACCUUCCUUAUCAAUCAUCCCCCCUUCAAGGUGCCAGUGUACUAUUUUUAUCUUAGAGAGAUUAAGCUUGAUAUCUCUUUUAACAUUUUACAAAUUGAGAAUGGAGUGAGUUUUAUCCCUCCAAUACUAUUUAUGCGUUUACUUCAUGUAGAAUCCUUACUUGUAGGCCGAGCUAUAAUAAUAGUUGAUUAGUUUUUUGGGAUAGAAUUAUGAUAAAGAUAGUAGUUCUCAUUGAGUUUUAUUUAUAUGUGCAAGAUUUGUCUGUGUAAGUUAAAAUCCCUAAAGUUAUAUAUGUUUGUAUAGAUUGUGGUAGAAUUUUAUCCCCUAUUUCAUAAGUUGGAUAUUUUUAAAAGUCUUUAUACUCAUGUUUCUUAAUUUUUAACCAAAAUGUUAAAUACUAUUUUUUAUGAAUUUUACUUCAAAAUGUGAAAUACAUGAAGAUUUAUUAAUUUUAAUCUAAUAUCAAUAUAUUGGUUAUUGACUAAAGGUUAUAAUAGAUAAAGUUUUAUCAAUAUACAUAAGGCUAUUGGACUAAAUUUUUAGGAGAUGUUUUAAAUUAAGUAAAUCAUUUAUUAUUUUUAUUAAAAAUAUUAUUUAAAAUUUAGGGAAGGAGGUGAAUCUUUUAAAACCUCCUCAGUUAUGGUCUUGAAUCUUCAUACUAAUAUUAUUAUAAUUUAUGAAGAUUUUUGUACUAUUAAUAAAAUUUUCUACAUAAAAGAAUUUUAAAUUUUAUUUUACUUAUUUUAUUUAUUACAGUUUGUUUAUUUUAGAUUUUGACUUGUUAUAAUGGAUAUCAAUCAGCUGGGCAAUGAUGCCAAAUCUACUGCAACUAAAUAUUUUACAAAUAUGCUUAAAAAACCUGGCCAGUUGGAAAAAGUAGAACAACUGAAAAAUCGUAUAUCACGUAAAAAAACUUCAACUGAGGCUAUGUUAAAAACAGCGAUGCAAAGUCAAUUAGAUGGGGUUACAACAGGAAUGGAACAACUCAGAGAUGCACUGGAUGACAUAAAUAUGGUAAAAACAAGCUUAAAGCAAACAAAACAAGCAUUUGUAAAUUUACCAAAUCUUGGACACAAAUUGCAAGAUGUUCGCACCAAGCACAUACAACAUUCUCAGUAUUUGACAGCUAAUGAAAAUAUGAAACAUUUAUUCACAGUUCCAGAAAGCAUUGAAAAAACUAAACAGUGGAUAAAUGAUGGGAGGUUUUUGCAUGCUCACCAGUGUUUAAUAGAUCUGGAAAAUUCUAGAGACGAUAUUUUGUUUGAAAUACACAAAUUGCCAAAUCAACCUCCGAGUGAUAAAAUACUACUCAAGGCAUAUUUUGAAGAUGUUGAAGUUAUGUCUAAUAUGUUAGAAAAACAAAUCAAAUUAGUUUUGAGCAGAACAUUAAAUACAGUCAGAAAAGAACCUAUGGUUAUUGUUACUGUAUUACGUAUUAUUGAACGUGAAGAGCAUGCUGACCUAUUUGCAUUGCAGAGACACAAACAUUCUGGAUUUAUGCCACCUAGUCGUCCGAAAAAGUGGAAAGAAAUGGCUUUUGAUGUUCUUCAAAAAUCUGUGGAUCAACGAAUAGAAGGAACACAGGUCAAUGAACGAUCUGACAAUAAAAUGUGGCUUGUAACAUAUCUGGAACUAUGUCGCCAAUUGAUUCUUGAAGACUUACGAGUUGUUAAAACAUUAUGCGUACCCUGUUUUCCACCUUCAUAUGAGAUAUUCAAUAAAUUUGUGUAUAUGUACCAUUCAAGUCUUUCAGCAAAUUUAGAAGAUAUUAUAUCUAACGGACUUGAAGGCAAUGAAUAUGUUACAAUAAUUUCAUGGGUAACAAACACAUAUCCAGGGAUAGAAUUAAUGAAAAAUCCUGAAUUAAAUAUAGACAUAAACAAAGUUGGUUCUUUAUUAAAACCAACUAUUAUUAAUGAUUUACAGUCGAAAUACUUGGAAUACAUUAAAGGCAAUUAUAAAGAAUGGAUGUUAAAAACAUUGUUUACUGAAAAAAAUGAUUGGUAUGAUUCCCCAGAAAUUGGACCCGAUGGUUGUUUUCAUUCAGCUGCUCCAGUAAUAAUAUUUCAAAUGAUAGAUCAAAAUUUGCAAGUUACCAAAACAAUUAAUCAAAAUUUAACACAUAAAGCAUUAUUAUUAAGUGUAGACAGUGUUACUCUUUAUGGAUUGUCAUAUAAAGAGGCAGUUAUUGAGUUUAAAAAAAAACACUUUGAAGAUAGGAGCAAAGUGCCAUUCUUUACACAUUGUAUAAUUACUGUUCUUAAUAACUGUUUGCAGUUUAUUGAGUUGGCAUUAGAAAUGAAACAACAUUAUUGGAGCAGUGAAUUUAAAGAUCAGUCAAAUACUGCAUAUGAAAAAUUAAUAAAAACUUAUCAAAAUCUCAGAGAUGAAGCAGCACAAUUUCUAUUAGAAGAAGCGUUUUUAGAUUUAGACUCUCAUUUUCAAGACUUGAUAACUUCUAAAUGGUUAACCAGUUUCAUAUCAAUUGAAACAAUUUGUGUUACUUUAGAGGAUUAUUUUCAAGAUUAUACUCAUUUGAAACCUAAGAAUUUGGAAUACAUAAUUUUGGAAGCAGAGGAUAUUAUUGUGAGAAAUUAUAUCACAGCUAUUUUACAGAAAAAACUUAAUUUUAAGACAUAUGAAGAACGUCGAUUGGCAGCUGAUAAGAUAAUUAAUGAAGUUCACCAACUAAAAUCGUUCUUUUUGCGUGUAGCUCCCUUAGUUGCACGUGAUAAAGAUUCACCAUUUAAUGCUAUUGUUAAGUUGGCUGAAGUAUUGAAAAGUGAAGAUUCUGAAAUAUUGUCAUUAGAUCUACACACACUCCUAAAUAUGUACCCAGACAUAACUGAAGACCAAAUGACUAGGCUAUUGAGUUUAAGGGGAGAUUUGAGUAAGUCAGAAAUACGAGAGAAGGUUGCUUAUGCCAUUCAAAGCAAUAAGAAUGUUACAAAUUUAACAUUGACUAAAAGCAUAUUCCAACAAAUACACCUGUAAUAUAACAACAUUAAAACCGAUCAACUAAUUUAUAGCUCAGAUAGCUUAAUUAUAAUUAAAGCUUUUCAUUGUUAUUAUAGUAUUAUUUAAUAUUUAUCAUACUUAAGUAUAUUUUACAACCAAUGUUUAUUUUUUUACUAAUGUGAUCUUUUAUAAUAUAUAUUUAAUUAUAUUAUAUUAAGUUGUAUUCCCUUUUCCAGUAGCUGUUUUAACAUUUUAGUAGUUACCGACUAUGCUUGGUUAUUAUAUUUGGUUUAUCAGCUAAAUCAUUUUUGUUAGCAAAUCAUAGUUUCCAAUUUACUAAAAAUGAUAAAGAUAGUCAAUUAAUCUAUGGCACAAUUAAGGGAGUUGUUUGUAGUAUUUUAAAGCUCCUCUUGAAUGUCUUAAAUUCUUUAAUAUUUGACAAUUACAAGCAUUUUGUAAGAUUUAUAAUAUCUAAAAUAUGUGUUUUUCAGUCAGGAAAGAAAUUCUUAUUGCAUCACUGCUAAUAAAAAAACAAUUUUCUUCUGAUAUUUUGACUUGGAUAUGCAUUAAACAUAUUUUUACAUUUUACAUUUAUCUAUAUAGUUUAACUUCUAAAUUCCACUAAAAGUAUAAUAGCUAUUUAAUUUAUUAUAACUAAGAAAGACUAAGCUAUGUAUGCUUAAAAUAAGCUAAACAAAUUGAUUUACUACCAAUUCAUAGUUCUAAUUAUUAUAACAUUUUAAAUAUUUUUUAGUUUGGGCAAUAAAGUUAAUAAUAUUAAAUAUUGAUUUUAAGCUAUUUUACUGUGUUAUUAAACCAUUAAUUUUAAGCUUAUCUUGGCAGACUAAAUUUGAUAU
Cinara cedri is the source of this 6870-nucleotide messenger RNA. Lineage: Eukaryota; Metazoa; Arthropoda; Insecta; Hemiptera; Aphididae. The record is from the annotation of a GenBank genome assembly.